AGCCGGAAGGGGGGCUGUGAGGACGUGUUUCGUGGAAGCCGGAGCGGGACCCGGCGGGGCCGGCAACAUGGAGCCGCUGUACCAGCAAACGCACAAGCAUGUCCAUGAAAUCCAGUCUCACAUGGGACGCCUGGAGACGGCAGACAAGCAGGCUCUGCACUUAGUAGAAAAUGAAAUCCAAGCAAGCAUAGACCAGAUAUUCAGCCAACUAGAGCGUCUGGAGAUUUUGUCCAGCAAGGAGCCCCCCCACAAAAGACAGAAUGCCAAACUCCGUGUCGACCAGUUAAAGUACGACGUCCAACACUUGCAGACUGCUCUUCGAAAUUUCCAGCACCGGCGGUAUGCACGGGAGCAGCAGGAGAGACAGCGAGAGGAGCUUCUGUCUCGCACCUUCACCACAAACGACUCUGACACCACCAUACCAAUGGAUGAAUCACUGCAGUUUAACUCCUCCCUCCAGAAAAUUCACCACGGCAUGGAUGACCUCAUUGGAGGCGGGCACAGUAUUCUGGAGGGACUGAGGGCCCAGAGAGUGACCCUGAAGGGGACCCAGAAGAAGAUCCUCGACAUCGCCAACAUGCUCGGCCUGUCCAACACGGUGAUGCGGCUCAUCGAGAAGAGGGCCUUCCAGGACAAGUACUUCAUGAUCGAUUCCCCGGGAGAAGACCAGCAGGCAGUCUGGGAGACUCCAGGACCCGCAGGGCCUGCGCCGCUCACCCUCCACCGUGCCUCCUCCCCUCCAAGGAUGACAAGCCCACUGCUCAUCUCCUUGGUCAGCUGCCUCGUUGCUGUGGAUCAAGCCAGCCUCAUCGGCCGCUGUGACUUGGCCAAGGUGCUGCACCAGGAGGACUUGGAUGGGUUUGAGGGCUACUCCCUGACUGACUGGCUGUGCCUGGCUUUCGUAGAGAGUGAUUUCAACAUAACAAAGGUAAAUGAAAACACAGAUGGCAGCUUUGACUAUGGCAUCUUCCAGAUCAACAGCCACUACUGGUGCAACGAUUACCAGAGUCACACGGAAAACAAUUGCCAAGUGGACUGUCAAGAACUGCUGAGCCCCAAUCUUCUCGCAAUUAUCAACUGUGCAAAAAAGAUUGUGUCCGGAGCGGGGGGGAUGAAGAACUGGGUAAAAUGGAGGUUGCACUGUGCCGGCCGGCCCCUCUCCUACUGGAUGACAGGCUGUCACCUGGCAUGAGGCAGGGAGCAGGCCUGUGGUGGAGUCAUUCCAGAACUCCGCUCCUCACUCGGGAAUUCUUCAGUUCUUCUUCCUCGUGCCUCCACUUCAUGUUAUUUUCCUCCCUUCC
Budorcas taxicolor (takin) is the source of this 1301-nucleotide messenger RNA. RefSeq names its product Golgi SNAP receptor complex member 2-like. The coding region runs from base 68 to 1192 and encodes 374 amino acids. Gene Ontology annotation, cellular component: sperm flagellum; acrosomal vesicle. The record is from RefSeq and is a predicted model, not a curated record. Gene Ontology annotation, molecular function: lysozyme activity. Gene Ontology annotation, biological process: fusion of sperm to egg plasma membrane involved in single fertilization. NCBI's taxonomy places the organism in Eukaryota, Metazoa, Chordata, Mammalia, Artiodactyla, Bovidae. The transcript is spliced from 10 exons.